UAUUUAAUUUAUUUUUGCUGACAAUAUUAAUAUUAGUGCAAAAUGAAUUUAGAUAAUAAUCCGGGUAAUACAAAGACCUCUUUCCUGUGGGCACUUAGAAAAGUAGAUGUGAUAGCCGAAUUAGCGAAUCAUAGAGUCGAAGUCGAUCCAUCCGCGACUGUAGCCGAAUUAAGAUUAAUAUUGCGUGACCACCUCGUACGUUUGAGAAACGCGCAGGGCAGUAGAGCGAAUAGUAUCGCAGAUUUAGUUAAUGAUAUAGAUAACGCGGAAAUCGCGGGUGACAAAGACACAGAACAGACGACAGAACCGAGCGUAGUAAUCACACAGGAAACCGAUCCGAAUCAAAUCACACCGAUUCUUAGAAGACCUGACCGUAUUAAUCAAAAGACAAACUCGCACACAGCAUCUGAUAGUUCCGAAGAGGACUCUGAGACAGAAGAAGCAGAAGAAUUGCGUAGGUUAGAAAGAGAAGUAAAAGAGAGAACCGCGCAAAUACAAGAAGAAAAGAGAAGAGAAACAGAAUUGCGUCGAGAAACGGAAGAAAGAUUGCGUGCAGAGUUUGAUAAGCAAGAACGGUUGAGACAGAGACAAGAGCGACGGUCGGUAAGAGAGAAACAAAUCGCAGAACUGAGAGAGAAACUAACAAGCCUCUCAGAUAGACCAAGCGUGAGAGACGAAUCGCGAGAAAAUUUAACAGAAAAUCCCGCCGAAUUAAGAGCACGUAUAGAAAGAGAAAUUCGCGCAGAAUUAGAAUUAGAGUAUAGGCGAAAAAACGAAAAAAGUAGACAAGAACAUAGUAGUAGCCGUACAAAUCAACGCGAUAAAAGAGAUAUCCGGGACUUAGUUAGAAAAUGGGGAGUAACCUUUGAUGGUGGUAAAGGCGUGCAAGACUUUAUCGAACGAGUAGAUGAAAUGCGUUUAACUUAUAAAAUGAGAAAUAAUCAAAUAGUAGAAUGCAUACCAAUUCUGUUAAAAGAUAAAGCCUUGCUCUGGUAUCGCAACAAUAAACGUGAUUGGCAAACUUGGAAUGAGUUCACCAAAGACUUGACCGCUUUUUACAUACCACCAGGGGUUAAGAUCCAGAUAGAAGAAGAAAUUAGAAAUAGGACGCAGGGAGCAAAAGAACCGGCAAAAGAGUAUAUCACUAAGUUGCAAACUUUGAUGAGGAGAUACGGUCAAAUGAGCGAAGUAGCAAAAUUAGAACGUCUCUACUACAAUCUUCGUCCCGAAUAUAAAAGAUACAUCAAGCAGACAGAAUUUAGCACGGUAAACGAAUUGAUACAAUUAUGCGAUAGUUACGAGCAGUUGGUUAUUCAGGAGGCUGGGUAUAAACCACCCAAACAACAGUCGGUAAUGCCAGAAACAGCCUAUAACCAACAAACGAAGAAACACAAGAGCGAUCGCAUUGAAAUCAAUGAGUAUAAUCACCUAGAGGACUGCUGGAGGUGUGGAAGCAAAGGGCAUAUCCAAGCGGGAUGUACAAAUCCACGCAUACUUAUGUGUCGAUUCUGUGGGACACGAGGAGUAAGCACUUAUAACUGUGGCUGUUCGGGAAACGACCAGAGGGCCGGCACGAGAACCACGGGUCGGCCCGAAGGAGAAACGGUGCCCAAAGAAGAGAUGACCAAGGGUCAAAAGAUCAACAGAAGCCAGUCAUUCGCGAAACCGAGAGGGAAAGGAUGGACACCAAGAAAUCGAAGCCGGAGCCAGUCAGUGCAACGAAAUCCAGUGCAACCGGGCCAACAACAAUAUCGACCGAGUCGAAAUCAAAAUCCACAACAGCCUCAGCCUCAACAUCAGCCUCAACCUCCACCCCAACAGCAACAGCAGCAACAGAACCAAACGUUGCCGCAUACCGAUUUAACGCGCAAGUAA
Messenger RNA from Cotesia glomerata, 1875 nucleotides. Its product is annotated as trichohyalin-like. Gene Ontology annotation, molecular function: zinc ion binding; nucleic acid binding. The record is from RefSeq and is a predicted model, not a curated record. The transcript has a single exon. Bases 43 to 1875 code for a protein of 610 amino acids. Lineage: Eukaryota; Metazoa; Arthropoda; Insecta; Hymenoptera; Braconidae.